Messenger RNA from Orbilia oligospora ATCC 24927, 1278 nucleotides. RefSeq lists its product as uncharacterized. Gene Ontology annotation, biological process: monosaccharide transmembrane transport. The record is from RefSeq and is a predicted model, not a curated record. The transcript has 2 exons. Gene Ontology annotation, molecular function: hexose transmembrane transporter activity. NCBI's taxonomy places the organism in Eukaryota, Fungi, Ascomycota, Orbiliomycetes, Orbiliales, Orbiliaceae. Gene Ontology annotation, cellular component: membrane. Bases 1 to 1278 code for a protein of 425 amino acids.
AUGUCCGAGCAAACUUACGGGCUUGUUACCUCUGUGUUUUCGGUCGGUGGUCUUAUCGGGGCGGUCUCCGCCGGCUCCAUCGCCGACACAUAUGGACGGAAACGGACUGCCAUGUUCAACUCCAUUGGAUUCAUCAUCGGCCCCAUUCUUAUGGCUCUUGCUACUAAUGUUACCACCUUAAGUCUUGGGCGUGUUAUCUCGGGCCUCAGCGCUGGCAGUUCCGUAGUCAUUGCACCCCUAUACAUUCACAGUGUUGCCCCUGUCGAAUAUGCCGGUACUUUCGGAGCUUCUACACAGGUCAUAAUCAACCUUGGUAUUCUCGUCGCCCAAUUCCUUGGCCUGUUCCUCUCUACGGUGCCUUAUUGGCGUAUCAUCCUCGCCGUCGGUGGGUUCAUUGGUCUAUUACAAUGCUUACUCUUGCCAUUCUGUGUCGAGUCCCCCAAAUGGCUUGCCUCGGUUGGGAAUAGAGAGUUGGCAUACCGGUCACUUGUAAAGUUGCGCGGACGAAGCGAUGUUGAUGAUGAACUUGUGUCAUUUGGCGACAUUAGAAGUCCGGAUGGGGACGACAAUCUUGACGAUGCCACUCCGAACCAAAGGCUCCUAGGCCAGCCAAUGGAAGCCACGGCCCCUACAACUCCUAAAAUAACACUUUACCAGUUCAUGACUAUGGCCGACUAUCGACGACAGCUCAUUGCAGUCGUUGGUAUCAUGAUUGCACAGCAGUUUAUGGGAAUCAACGCUAUCAUCAUGUACGGCGUUUCAAUCCUUGGGGAUAUAAUCCCGACUGGAGCGACUCUCAUCAAUGUGAUUGUUUCUCUCCUAAACCUCUUCGUUACAGCGAUAGCCGCAAGAAUCAUCGACAAGGUUGGUAGAAAGCCACCUUUACUUCUAUCUAUCGUGGGUAUGGGUAUAUUUUCGGCAUUACUAGGCACUGGGAUCAUAUUCAAAAUCCAGAUUCUUUCAGGAAUCUCGACCCUUUUGUUCGUCUCCAGUUUCGCGAUUGGGCUCGGCCCACUUCCCUUUAUGAUUGCCUCAGAAUUAGUAGGCCAUGAAGCCGUAGGAGCGGCUCAGAGUAUCGGCCUAACCACUAAUUGGUUGACUACAUUUGCUGUUGCGUCUGGAUUUCCUUUGCUACGAGCAGUAGUAGGUAACGGAGAGGUUUUUUUUAUUUUCAGUGCUAUCUCACUAGUUUCUUUCCUCUUUGUAUCGAGAUACAUACCAGAAACCAAGGGGAGGACGGUAGACGAAGUCUGGGGCUAUGCUAGACAUGUUGACUAG